Molecule: messenger RNA, 1761 nt
Organism: Trichoderma gamsii
Lineage: Eukaryota; Fungi; Ascomycota; Sordariomycetes; Hypocreales; Hypocreaceae
Product: lipase 4
Exons: 1
Coding region: 1-1761 (586 amino acids)
Source: RefSeq, a predicted model, not a curated record
AUGAAGGCAAUCGCAACUCUUCUUCUGGUCCUCAUAGGCCUGGUCGGCUUCUGCCUUACACAGGCAGAUGAAGGCCCGACAGUCCAUCUCCCGGGCUCUCAAGUACUGGGCAUACUCGCUGAUGGCGUCGACUCGUUCUACGGCAUGCCUUAUGCCGAAUCUCCAGCUGGCCGUAAUCGCCUGAAAAGGCCUGUGAAGAGAACAAAGCCUUUGGGAGAUUUUGAUGCCACCACAUUCGCACCAGCAUGCCCUCAGGGUCAUUUCGGAGCUAUCAAGUUUGAUGAACCAUGGCACAAGAGGACUGUCAACGUCUUUAACGUCGAUAGUGUCGAUAAAGCCGACAAUUUCGAUAGCAAUCUGGCAAGAUGGGACGCAGCCAAUCCCGUACAAACGUCAGAGGACUGUUUAACGAUUACGGUCCAGCGUCCGGCAGGAAUUAAGGCGGGAGAUAAUUUACCAGUUCUGCUCAUGCUUGCCGGUUACAGUUUUGUCAUGGGAACGCCGUACAGAUAUAAUGUCACCAGCUUCAUCAAGUUUGGCGCUGACAUCGAGCAGCCAUUCGUGCUUGUGACUGUCAACUACCGGACGGGCCCUUGGGGCUUCCUACCUGGUGAACAGAUGCUGGGAUCUUCGAAUCUGGGCCUCCGGGAUCAGAGGAUGAGUAUGGAAUGGGCAUCGGAUAACAUUGCGGCUUUUGGUGGCGAUCCAGAUAAGAUUGUCCUUUGGGGACAUGCGUCCGGCGGCGUCUCGGUCUUCGACCAUCUGGUGAUCAGUGGAGGCAACGCAACAUACAAGGACAGGAAACUCUUCCGCGGCGCCAUAAUGAGCUCUGGGAGUCUCCUGCCUGCAGAGGCUAUGGAUUCGAAAAAGGGCAAUGAAAUCUAUUCGGAUGUCACCGGGGUUCUGACUCCUCACUUUCGGCCCGAUCUUCCACAUUACAAGGACUCGCUGCAAGCUUUGCGCGAGGCACCCUAUUCGGAUUUUGUACAGGCAACCAAUGUCUUCCCCGGGGCUCUCAGUGCAGAAGCCAUGAGGCUGGUGUAUGUUCCUCGACCUGACGAUGAUUUAAUCCGACAUAGUCAAGAGGUGCUUCUCAAGGAUAACAUGUUUGUCCCAGUACCCAUGAUCUUCGGCACUCAGGAAGACGAGGGCACGAUAUUUGCCCAGAAGCAAACAUCAGUCAAUAAUACAAGGAGACUGAUGAAGUAUCUUCGGGGGCACUACUUUCACAACAUAAGCAAUAGCCGUAUGGAAGAUUUUCUCAAAAAUUACCACACGAAACCUCUCGACGGUAGCCCGUACGGCACCGGCAGCGAAUUUGAGAGCUGGGUCGGCCGAAAGCGUUUAUCGUCUGUCAUUGGCGAUGUCUUCUUCACCAUUCCUCAGCGUAUCGCAAUGUCACUGAUUGCUUCGGCUCAGCCUGAGCUCCCUAUAUGGGGAUACCAAGCGGCGUACGAUUACAGAAACAACGCCACCAGUAUGUUGGGAACUGCCCACGGUUCAUUUGAAGCCAUGAUUUUCGAGACAGACGAUUAUGUGUCUUCAUACGCGACUAAGACUACACGACGGUAUUUGCUUAACUUCCUGUACGACUUGAAUCCGAAUAAGAGACAUCUCGACCUUGCGACUUGGCCCAAAUGGACGGUUGAGGAGCCCAAGUUGCUGAAGUUCAACAAGUCGGGCCUUUCUACUUUGCUGGAAGUGGAAGGGGAAAGGGGAUACACAUUUAUGAAAAAGCAUUUGGAGAUGUUUCGAAUUUAG